Molecule: messenger RNA, 4164 nt
Organism: Fonsecaea monophora
Lineage: Eukaryota; Fungi; Ascomycota; Eurotiomycetes; Chaetothyriales; Herpotrichiellaceae
Exons: 2
Coding region: 1-4164 (1387 amino acids)
Biological process (GO): regulation of ARF protein signal transduction
Molecular function (GO): guanyl-nucleotide exchange factor activity
Source: RefSeq, a predicted model, not a curated record
AUGCCGUUGCGAACCCUACUACCAUCGAAGCCUACAUCGGGUCCUAGUCACCGCAGACAUGGCAGUAUCGUCGAAGAUCCCCCCUCUACGUCGGCUAGCAGCAACGUGCCAUCUACUCGAACCCACAGCCGCGGUAGCUCUCUGAAGAGACUGAGUCUGAGUCUGUCGCGGACCAACGACGAACCUUUCCCUCCAUCUUUGACGCAGGAUCUGGAGGGACUUCCCGGCCACCAACCCCCCGUCCAGCCUCAUGUACCUUCCUACCAAACUGAUCCGCCGAAAAGUGCCAGCACCCCGGCGACCAGAUCACCGACGCAGAUUGAAGGAGAUGGGAGAAACGGGAUGCAAAAUGACCUUGGCUUUGGUCUCAAGUCUAUGCCUCAACGACUCUCACUCUUGGGAUUGAGGCAUGCGUCGGAUCCACAACUGUCCAGCAGGUUCAAGAAGGAGGAGAUUAGUCCUUCCAACGACGUCCCACCAGCACCCACAAUCAUCACAACCGCGCCGACGACCAACGACUUCGACGAGCCUGCCCAGAAGCCAUCGCGAAGGAAAUUGUUUGCCAGAGCGCCAAGUCCUUUCCGCAAGAGUCACAGCUUUAGACGGACUAUUUUAGACCCUUUGAAAGGUACCGGUAACGAAGACGGCCAGGAUGAAAAAGCGAGCUUGGCAAAACCUGGGAUGCUCAAAGAAACCACCUCGUUUGAGCGCCUUCCGCGACCAAGGACAGGACAUUCUGGCGCGGAGCCGCCUGCGUACGGUGACGAAUCUUCGUCCUCGCUGGCCAUCCCCAUUACGCGACUCUCGGAGUCGUCUCGAUCGGAUGAUAGUUCUGGGGACCACCACGUCUACGCAAAGACUACCACCACACACACCAUCUCUACCACCACCACCUUCUUCAAGUUGAAGAGGCGCAAGAAGAAUAAAGGUCUACUUUUCCCACUACCUGAAAAGUUUGCAACACCUGCCUCAGGGCGGACCACGGCCUCGCAUACCCCUCAAGAGUCUCUGAUGGGAAGGAAAUCUAUGUCGCCGAGCAGGAGAUCAAACACGGCCGUGAGAUUUGACACUGAGCCGAGCCGACAUGGCUCUGCAGUUCCUUCACCCACUCAUUCCGCCACGGCACUCACAAAUGCUCCAUUUGGGUCGCCGGGGGCCACCAUUGUGCGGCAAGACUCCAAUUGGUCCACCCACUCUGGUCAAUCGACGCCAUCAGUGACACUGAUUCCCCCGCGACUAUCGGGAAGAGGAAGAUCUUCGACCUUGAGCUCGCUAGGGAAAUCAACUGAGAGGUUGUCUGAGUCAGGUCCCCAGCCAGCAUCAACGCGAACAUCGACGUCGACAAGUGGACGAAGAAGCUUUGGCGAUCUGCUGUCCCUUCCUCACAGACUACGGCAGAAUUCCGCGCCACCUACGCGCGGUGCUGGCUCAACUCCCGGCACGCCUGGCUCAAAAUCCAACUCUUUACACAUCCCUCGAGAGCCGGAACCGGAGCGGGUGUAUCCCAAACGAGAGGAUGGCGAUACCCCGGCUAGUUACCUGGAAAAGCUCGAGGCCGCAGUUCCCCGGAGCGCAAUGGCGUCCAUUCUCUGCAAGAGCGCAGAUGACUUUUCCAAAACAUGCUUGCGCAAGUACAUGCGCGGCUUUUCCUAUUUUGGCGAUUCCAUUGACAUGGCGAUCCGGAAGAUGUUGAUGGAAGUAGAGUUGCCCAAAGAAACUCAGCAGAUCGAUAGACUGCUCGCCGGGUUCGCGGACAGGUACUAUGAAUGUAACCCGGGAAUCUUCUCCUCGACGGACGAAGCGGCCUUUGUCGCGUUCUCGAUCCUUCUCCUACACUCCGACACGCACAACAAGAAUAACAAGAGGAAGAUGCAGAAACAAGACUAUGUCAAGAACACCCAACAGGGUCCGGUGCAGAUUUCCAGUGAUAUUCUCGACUGCUUCUACGACAAUGUGUGCUACACGCCCUUCAUUCACUUUGAAGACGAGGUGGCCGUCAACAGUCACCGUCUAUCAGCGCCCAAACCAAAGAGAAGCCUAAUCAAGACUAGAAGCCUUGAAAGCCUCCGCGGUCCUGUCGACCCCUACACUCUGAUCUUGGAUAAUAAGUUGGACGUGUUGCGGCCGUCUCUGAAAGAUGUGAUGGAUACUGAGGAUUGCUAUUGUUCCACAGGCACAUCCGGUGUGCUCGAGACCGAACACCAUCAUAAGGCUUUUGUGAACUCAGCGGUGUUGCAGAUUGUGUCUGCAAGGUCAAGGCCGGAUGCUUUCUUGUCCCAAGCCACCAUUAGCAACCCCGGUGAAGCGCAAGCUGGCCUGGUCAGUAUCAAGGUUGCCAAAGUGGGGCUGCUGUGGCGCAAGGAUCCAAAGAAGAAGAAAGCAAAGCGCCCGUGGCAAGAAUGGGGUGCGAUCCUGACUGACUCAAAGCUCUAUUUCUUCAAAGAUGUCGGGUGGGUCAAGAAGCUGAUUGCGCAGCACGAUGCCCAUUCCAAGUCGACCAAUAGAUCUGCUCCUCUUGUCUUCAAACCGCCGCUUACUUCUUUCGAACCCGAUGCGCUGAUGUCUAUGGACGAUGCCGUGGCAUUACUGGAUUCGAGCUACAAGAAACACAAGAAUGCCUUUGUUUUCAUCAAGCACGGAGGUUUCGAGGAGAUUUUUCUAGCUAACAGCGAGGUCGAGAUGAACGACUGGAUCGGCAAGCUCAACUACGCGGCUACUUUUCGCACCGCCGGUGUGAGGAUGCGCGGGCUUCUGGGAUCCAACUACGAAGGCCGUCAUCUGCUGCGAAAGGACUCGGAUUUCUCCUCCAAAAGUGGGGACACGCCCCAGAAAGACAAGAAGGUCGACCCCCAGAUGGCGUGGGAGAUUAUGUUCUACCGCCGGCAACUGAUUAACGAGAAAAUCAGCGAUUUUGACGAGAGGAUCGCGGUGGCUCAAAAGGAACUCGACCAUCUCCUUCGCAACGCGCGGCAUCUGCUCAUCUUGCUCCCCAUCCAACAGAAGACUCGUGAAUUUCUCGUGCUGGCUGCCGGCCGUAUGUCGGCCAAAUUGAAAUGGACCAGAGUGGAGCUUUGGAGGACGAGGACUCACCGAGACAUUCUUUUCAAAGACCUCGAAGAGGAGGGUGCCACUGCAUUCCCUGCUCCCAAGGCGUCAUUGACUUCGACGCCUCAGAAAACCACUCCUCUGAGGACGGGUCAAGGAGAUCUGGGGCGAACCAUCACCGACACAAGCCACAUCACCUUGUCACCGGCCAGUGCUACUUCGUCGAGGCUGUCCAACAUUGUCGACAAGCUCAAGACAUCGGAAAACUUCAGCAUUAGCACGACCGACCUUCCAUCGGCUAUAAGCCCGUCUGUGUCCGGAGAGGCAUCUCUAUCGAGGCACGAAAGCACCCAGGACUCGCACAGUCUAUCACACCAAGUUUCUACCACCAGUUCCCAUCACAGUCGAGAUAGAGACCGACUUGCACGCGGAGCGGAUGACUCCGAGGAACGUGUCUUGCGCGAAGCCGGACUGACGCACGUGGACGGUAACGUCGCCCGGGAUAGGAGGCCUGACACCAGUGAAUCAGAACGGGAUCGGGUUGGAACAAUGGCGGGCGCCGCUGAGCCUUCAAAGGCUGGAAGUGUUCGCCGGAGCCUUCAGCGCAGCUUGCGUGAGCCACACCUCCACCACCAUCACCACCUUCACCAGUCUCCUAGUGUUCAUCGCCAUAAGAAGAGUAAAGAAUCGGGCUCUAGUUUGGCUACGACAGAUGAUGGAGGCAAACUUACGCACGGUGAAGCCGAGGAAUUGAAACGGGGCACGGGGAGCUUCAUUCUCCACGGCAAGAAGGCUAGUGUCAUCACCAUGUCUCCAGAAUGGCAGCACAUGUCUAAUGAGGAGAGGCUGAAGAUGAGAAAGGCCGAGCGGGAGAAUGAAGAGGCGGUCGACGACAAGACUGCCGCAUCUACGACGUCAUACAAUCGGGAUGUCACUCUGGGAACAGCGAGCAACGCCUCCUCGACGCACGAAGAGGAAUUCGAGGAACCGUUUAGAUCCUCCAAUUCGAGUCGGAAGCAGAGUUUCGCGACCACAUCGGGGGAGCAGUUUGUGGACGCGGAAACCGGGGAGGGUGACGAUCUCGGGGUGGUAACUGGCGGAGGGGACGCUGAAAGAUGA